Perkinsus marinus ATCC 50983 is the source of this 203-nucleotide messenger RNA. RefSeq lists its product as hypothetical. The record is from RefSeq and is a predicted model, not a curated record. The transcript has a single exon. NCBI's taxonomy places the organism in Eukaryota, Perkinsozoa, Perkinsida, Perkinsidae. The annotation marks the transcript as partial.
AUGUCUUCGUGCUCGAAAGAUAGGGCUAACCAAGGGGUCAAACCAGAGCCUCUGAUAAUAACGGGCUUUGAGGAGUUUGAUGAGGAGCCCGCGGAGAGACGGAGAGAGUCUGGAAGGGUACUCAUUGGCUCUGCUGAAGAUAUUUAUGAGGUUGGAAAGAAAGUUGAGCCGAACAGUGUAGGAGGGAACGAUGAUCAAGAGAG